AUGUCUUCCACAUCUACCAAAUACACUCUACUUGACGAUGGCGAAGAGAAAUCUGAGCUGCCAUCUUCUCGAAAACACCGCGCUUUGCGACUGUCCUUGUUGAAGCAGUUUUACCAAGUCCUUUUGCAUCUUAUCGUCAUUGUACUCAUAGUAAUCGUACGGCAAUCCAUGGCAAGGCCCGCACUGCCGGCGUGUCUGCUACCGUCCGAACUUCCCUUAGCCGCAGACGCAAUUCGAUACGAGACGGUAGUAUUCGAUCCAAGUGGCUUCUCUUCCGGCAACGAAAAGCCGAAUGCUUUCGAAGGCUCACCAUCGCCUGCCACGAAUGCAGCAUGGGCACAGCUAUGCGACGUCGGCAUGUUUGUCUUGAAUGCAGAGGAGUAUAAGAGGCUCGGUCGGCCUACUGCUGAGCUAGUGGACCGACCAGGCGAGUACUUGGUGACACUCGAAGUCAUGCAUCAGCUACACUGCUUGGACUAUCUGAGGAUUGCAUCAUAUGCAGCGGCAGAGGGGAAGCACACCCACCAUGAGCAGGAAAACGACUGGUCCAAGGCCAAGCAUCUCAGUCACUGCAUCAAUUACCUUCGGCAGGUACUUAUGUGCCAUGGAGACUUGACACCCAUUACUCUCGAGCGAAAGAAGGGCCUGCCUCCGUAUCGGCCGGAUUUCCGCAUCACACAUACAUGCCGGAAUUGGGAUCGGAUUCAUGAAUUUGCUUCAAGUCGGAAUACUUCAGGUUAUGGAAUUGCAUAA
This is a messenger RNA of Trematosphaeria pertusa, 753 nucleotides long. RefSeq lists its product as uncharacterized. NCBI's taxonomy places the organism in Eukaryota, Fungi, Ascomycota, Dothideomycetes, Pleosporales, Trematosphaeriaceae. Gene Ontology annotation, biological process: mycotoxin biosynthetic process. The transcript is spliced from 5 exons. The record is from RefSeq and is a predicted model, not a curated record. Bases 1 to 753 code for a protein of 250 amino acids.